AUGCAAAAGUCCCAGCCACUCCCUAAACAGGGAUCACCACAGCUACGUGGCAAUGGACAGACUGACCCCCCAACCAACAAACCUGUGGGACAACAAGCUAAAGACCCACUAAAGCAGGGUUCACCCAAGCCUGGAGUUCAACAGCAGGUUCCGACAAAGAAUGGAGCACAACCAGUAUCUUCAAAACAGGUUCCACCCAAGGCAGAGCAAAAGGACGCUGAAAAGAGCGGCAUACAAAAGCAAGAUAUUUUAAAGACUGGGGUACAGGGGCCCACAAAGUCUGGGUCAGAGUCAAGACAACAGCAGUCAUCACCAAAAACUACAUAUCAACAUCAGGGCUUACCUAAGGUGGGACUACAGCAGAAAGGAGGAAGGAAUCAGAUCUCCACUGGGCACCAAGGCAUUAUGGGCCCAGGCACACCUGAAGUGACACCUGUAGGGUCUCCACCAUUGGGUGCAACUAAAGCCAGACCUAAGGCAGACACAGUUUCUAAACCUCUUUGCUCAGUGUGUAACACAACCGAACUUAAUAUCCAUACCAAGGAACCACCUAACUAUAAAACCUGUACACAGUGUAAAACAGAGGUGUGCAGCUUAUGUGGCUUCAGUCCUCCAGAUGCUGAUGGGCGCGAGUGGCUUUGCCUAACCUGCCAAAUACAGAGAGCUCAAGUAACGUCAGAGGCACCUGGACCUCCCAAGAAAAAGCCCUCACCAAAUGCAACCUCUGCUCCUCAAAACCAGAAACCAUCACCUGGUAUACUGAUAAAAAAGAACAUUUCAGCACAAGGUUCAUCACAGAAUGUGCAGUCUAAACCAAUAAAAGUGCCAGCUAAGGAUGAACCUCCUAAAGAACUGGAAAAUUCAAAACACGUCAGUUCUGGUCAAACACAGAAAAUGACACCAGAGACUCAAAGAGCAUCAGGAUCUCCAAAAGUGGUUCCAAGUGGUCAACCUGGCCGACUGCAAAGCAUUACAACUCCAGCUCCCCAGCAGGCAACUGGAGGGUUAUUUGGCUUUAGUGGUGGUGCUAAAAGUGAAUCUGCAAAAUCAGAUGAGUCAGUGACUGGGAAGAUGUUUGGUUUUGGUUCCUCUCUUUUUAGUUCUGCAUCUACUUUAAUAGGCUCUGCUGUUCAGGAUGAACCCAAAACUACACCACCAGUUUCUCCCAAAAUGCAACCCACAAAGGACACAAAAGUGGCUCCUGGCCAAUCGUUAGAACUAGAAAAAAAGCAGCAGCAACCUCAGGAGGCAAAGACUCAGUCAGCGGGGCAGAAAGUAGAAAAAUCCACUGCAGAAACUUCAAAGGCAGCAACAGUCUCCCUCAAUCCCCCCAAGAAGGGACAAUCUUGUCCAAUCUGUAAGAUGGUGCUCAAUGUUGGCUCAAAGGAUCCUCCCAACUACAACUGUUGCACAGAAUGCAAAAGCACUGUCUGUAAUCAAUGUGGAUUCAACCCUAUGCCUAAUGUAAAAGAGGAAAACGAAUGGCUUUGUCUGAAUUGCCAGGUGAAACGAGCUGCUGAAGGAAUUAAACCAGAGAAAGAAAUGCCCCUGGCCGAUUUAUUUAAGAAGACAACUGCAGCACAACCUGCAACUCGAACGACCUCUGCCCCAGGCUCUCCUCAAAAUAAAGUAUCAACAGCACCAGUACAACAAGUCAAGACUGAAGGACCAGUAAGCCAUAAGCAGGCUGGUCAAGCUCCUGGACAGAAAACACUUCAGCAGAGCCAAAGGACAGAUCCUCAGAAAGUAACCAACCAGACCAUUCAGCCUCCACAAAAAACAGGAAAUGCCACAAUGUCUGGUGGCUUCUUUGGUUUUGGUGGUCCUAAAAGUCAAAGUGAUGCAGCAAAGCCUGCGGAAUCAGUGCCAGGGAAAAUGUUUGGUUUUGGCACCUCCAUCUUUAGCUCUUCAACUUUAAUUACUUCAGCCGUCCAAGACGAUCCCAAACUUACACCACCAGUUUCCCCCAAGAUGUCUCCUGCAAAGGACCUCAAAUCCCCCACUGUCAAAAAGCAAGAACAAGAGAAGAAACCACAGCAGCUACAGCAAGUCACAGGUCACACACCAGUGCAGCCAAAAGCAGAGAAACUUUCCUCAGAACUGCCAACGAAAGAAUCAGCCUCACCAAUUAUUUCCAAGGCAUCUGAUUCAACAUGUCCUCUCUGUAAAGUGAAACUAAAUGUGGGCUCCAAGGACCCUCCAAACUACAGCACUUGCACAGAGUGCAAAAGCAUUGUCUGUAACCAAUGUGGAUUUAAUCCCAUGCCAAAUGUAAAGGAGAUGAAAGAGUGGUUGUGUCUCAACUGUCAGGUGCAGAGAGCACUCGGGGCAUCUGAGCCUCCAGGAACACCUGUGAUGAACCUACGGGCCUCUCCAAACAAAACCCCUGUGUCUGCUGAUGCUUUAAAGAAAGAAACUCCCUCCCAACAGAAAGAAAUUCUAGUACCUUUUAAAUCUAAGGAGACCACACCAUUAUGCCCCCCUCAGCAAAAAUCACAAAUGUCAAUUGAGAGUGGUAUUACAUCGGCUAAAGAGGUAGAUGGAAGGUCCUUAAAAUCUGGAAGUUCCAAGCCUCAGUCUGAUGCUGCAAAACCUAAUGAGUCACUUGGAGGCAAAAUGUUCGGCUUUGGUUCGUCUAUGUUGAGCUCUGCUUCUAGUUUUAUAACCUCUGCAGUUCAAGAUGAAUCAAAAACAACGCCACCAGUUUCUCCCAAAAUUCCAAUUGCAAAGGGAACCCAAUUUGUUCCUGUUCAGAAACAUGACCCAGAGAUGAAAGGGGAGCAAGUUCAACAAAUCAAACGCUCUCCAUUGCUGCAAGCCAAAAUAGUAAAAGGCUCACCAGAAGAUGUUAAGGAUGCAGUAGCUUCAGAUGGUCAGAAGACUGGCCAGUCUAUCUGCCCCCUCUGUAAGACUGAACUCAACAUUUUUUCCAAGGAUCCUCCUAACUAUAACAAAUGCACAGAAUGCAAGUCCAAUGUGUGCAACCAGUGUGGAUUUAACCCAAUCCCAAACCUGACAGAGGUCAAAGAAUGGUUAUGUCUAAAUUGUCAGAUGCAAAGAGCUCUUGGUGCCUCUGAAAUCACUGGACUGUCCAUGAAACCGGAGAUUGAAACAAACAAAGGUUUGCCUUUUACUGAAAGUCAGAAAAUCCCACCUCCUAAACAAGAGCAAAGUCUAAAUAAGAAAUUAUCUGACAAAAAGAUGGAAGCCCCAAUGCCUGAUUCACCUCAAAAGAAGGGGAGCUCCACACCUGGUUCUCCUCAGAAGACACAGCAUGCAGCUGUACCACUUGCUGCUAAAGAGCCAGAAGCUAAAACACAGCCUAGGCCACGCACAUCUCCAAAUACCCAAAGGGUUACAGGUACCCAGAAAAAGAUUGACCAGACAAGUGAGCUUGACCCAAAACACAAGGAGGUGAAACCAGAUGUACAGCAGGAAGCAGAUAAAAAGUCUGGGUCAAUAGAUCCUAAAAAAGUGUCUGAGACUUCAAAAACAACUGAGUCUGUGGGUGGAAAGAUGUUUGGGUUUGGGUCAUCUAUUUUCAGCUCAGCAUCAAAUUUGAUAUCAUCUGCUGUUCAGGAAGAAUCACAGACCACAUCUCCUGGCUCCCGUAAGAUGUCUGCACCACCGCAAAUCUUUGGCAAGAUGUCUGUUUCACCAAAGAUUUCACCAAAAGGUACACCUACACUUUCUCCCAAAAUGUCACCAGCAAGAGAGCCAAAGGUAUUUCCUCAGAAAUUAGAGCAAGUAAAGAAACCAGAGGAAAGGCAUCUGAAGAAAGAGGACAAAGCUCCUUCACAGCAACAUGUAGGAUCAGUCUCUCCAAGAUCUUCAGGUGGAGGUCAGACUAUCUGUCCACUGUGUAAGGAUGAGAUCAAUAUCAGCUCCAAGCAGCCUCCAAAUUACAACACCUGCACUGAAUGCAAGACCGUAGUUUGUAACCAAUGUGGAUUUAACCCCAUGCCUUUGGGCAAGGUAAAAGAAUGGCUGUGUCUUACAUGUCAGGUGAAAAGAGCAGUCAGAACCUCUGAACCACCAGGGCCUCCUGCUUUAAUGUCCCAAACCUCACCCAGUAAAUCUCCAUCACCCACUUCUGCUCAACUGAAAGAUCCUUCCAAACUCACUGCUAUUCAAAAGAAGGAUGGUCUGCAUGCUGUGGAACAAUCUAAGGAGCUCUCAAGAAACAUCUCACCACAGAGAAAACUGUCAACGCCAUUAAGCAAACCUCCAUCUAAUGAUGCUCCUCUAAAACAAACUAGCCCAGCACCGGAUCGAAAAACAUCUGAAGAAAUACUAAAAGCAGAUGAAAAGAAACAAUCAGAUCAGGCAAACCAAAGUGACGGAAGACGGAGUAGCACACCUUCAGCAAAAGAGCAAGAUUCGGGAGGCUUUUUUGGCUUUGUUGAAUCUAAAGCUCAGCCUGAAGGAGCAAAGGCUAUGUUAGGCAUCCGUUCUUCCAUCUUUAGUUCUGCUUCUACCUUAAUAACCUCAGUGGUAAAGGACCAGCUCAGCACAACACCACCAGUUUCUCCCAAGAUGUCUCCUUCAAAAGAGGCAAAAUCUCCUACUGCUUCAAAAGUAGAACAGGAGAAGAAGUCAGAAAGGCAACAGCAGUCAGAGGGUCAACCAACUGCACAACCAAAAGCAAAUGAGAGUAAGCCUUCUGCUUCCCAGAAGCUUGAGCAGCAGAGGAAAGCAGAGCCAUCAUUGCAAACAAAGACCCUUCCAUUAGUACAGGCCAAAGUGGACAAAACUCCACCAGAGCUUUCGAAGCAUGAAGCAGGUGCCCAAGCAAGUGUCAAAAUAGAACAGUCCACCUGUCCUCUGUGUAAGAUGCAACUCAACAUAGGCUCCAAGGAUCCGCCCAAUUACAAUAAUUGCACUAAGUGCAAGAAUACAGUGUGUAACCAGUGUGGAUUUAACCCGAUGCCAAACAAAACUAUGGUUAUGGAGUGGUUGUGUCUCACCUGUCAGAUGCAGAUGAUGCUUGAAGUAACAGAGCCUUCGGGAGUUGCUUCUCUCAAACCUCAGACACCUGCAAAACCCCAAACAACAGACAUCACUAGCCCAGCUCGGCCUGAGAAGAAGGUCUUAUCUGCACCACAUUCACCUCAGAAGAAAUUGUCUUCACCCACACAGCCAAUUAUAUCCGAGACAGUAGCUAAGCAAAUGGUUAAUAAACAGGCCAGCCCAGUUCCUUCUAAGAAAACCCCAUCAGAGCAGCAUAAAACAUCAGGUCCCAACAAAUCACCAGGCCAGAAAAGGCAAGCUGAACAUAAGCAGAGCAAUAUGACUGCGGCACCACAGAAAGAUUCAGGAGGCUUCUUUGGAUUAGGUGGAGGUAAAAACCAUCCAAAUAUGGACAAACCAGUAGAGUCUGUCUCUGGAAAAAUGUUUGGCUUUGGCUCGUCUAUUUUCAGCUCUGCUUCCACCUUAAUAACCUCUGCUGUUGAAGAACAAUCCAAGACCACUCCACCAGUAUCUCCCAAGCUAUCCCCUGCAAAAGAGGUCAAAUCUCUUGCUGCCCAGGAGAGGAAGCAAACAGAAUCUCAGCAGCGUAAGGCACCUGCUGUGGUGCAGGACAAAGCUGACAAGGCUCAGCCAGUGGCUUCAAAGGUUAUAGAAGCUUCCCAAGGUGUUGUCAAACCAGGUGCCAGCUGUCUGCUCUGUAAGGCUGAGCUGAACAUGGAGUCCAAAGAUCCACCUAACUACAAUACUUGCACUGAAUGCAAGAACACAGUCUGUAACCAGUGUGGAUUUGACCCCAUGCCAAAUCAGUUAGAGAUGAAGGAGUGGUUGUGUCUGACUUGCCAGAUGCAAAGAGCUCUGGCAGCAGCUGACUCAGUACAGCCUCCUCUGAGAAAAGCUCAGGCACCACCCAGCAAAGUUUCCUCACCUGGUACUUCCAAUAAAGAUGUGCCUGCUCAAAAGAAAUAUAGUAUUCCUAAAGAAGAUGCUGGAGAUAUGGACAGAACACAAGAUGCACCACGAAAGAAAAUAGACAUUUUGAAAACCCCUACUUCGCUGGCUUCAAAGGAUGCAACAGAUGCAGUUUCAAGCCCAAACAAAGAGGUGAAAACCAAUUUACUCCAUGCUGAGGGUGUUCCGAAGUCUUCUGUGCCUCAACGUGAAGAGGCAGGACCUGUUGUUUCUAAUGUCAAACAACCAAUGCCUACUCAAGCUCCUCCUAUUACCACAGACAAAACAACUGUACAAUCUAAAGUCACUUUAGAAAAGAAAGAGGAGAAACCUGAAACAAUCAAGAAAUCAACUGACCAGCUUGUCAAAUCCACAGAGGAAGUGCUACAAUCCCAAGUCAAAACACCUCAAAGGAAGAAUUCGGCAGUUGAGGUCAAAGAAGAUGAUGAUCAGAAAACACAUGUGGAACUGAUACCAGACCAGCCUCAGGGGCCUAAAGAUUCUCCAAAGGGACAGAAUGAAGAUGGUGAAGGUCAGAUAGAGCUGCCAAAACCAGAAGCAUCCAGAGAUGCACCCAAAAGGACUCAAGCUGCUUGUCCACUCUGCAAAUUGGAACUUAACAUUGAUUCCAAGAGCCCUCCCAACUUCAACACCUGCACCGACUGCAAAACCACUGUCUGCAACAAAUGUGGAUUUAGUCCAAUGACCAAUAUCUCUAAGGCAAAGGAAUGGUUGUGUCUGAACUGUCAGAUGCAGAGAGCCCUUGGAGCUUCCGAACCUCCAGGCCUCCCGAUGAUGAAAACACAAACUUCACCAAGGAAAGACAUCCCUGCCAAUAUACAGAAAAUAGAGACUCCAGCUGCAGGUGCUUCCAAGCAAGAGAUUUCUGAGCAAAUCACUUUCAGUAGUGACCUUGCCAACAUUAUUACAGCCAGAGAAACACAACCUUGUGCUGUUAGAGAACCAACAAAGGAGGUUCCUGAUGCAUCGGUUUCAAUCCCUGAUAAAAGUGGUCCAUCAACUACCACAAAGGCAGAUGUUUCACCAGCUUCACCGAAGCCAAGUUCACCACAGCAACAUACUCAAAAAGCUCCUACUUCUUCUAAGCCUACUGUUCCAAAAGAUGAGCCAUCACUCCAACUGCCUCCAAAAGCUGGUCCACCUUCAGAUAAACCUGCUCCUUCACAACAGCUGGAGCCAUGUUCACCACAGCAACAUACUCAAAAAGCUCCUACUUCUUCUAAACCUGUUGUUCCAAAAGAUCAGCCAAAAGAUGAGCCAUCACUCCAACUGCCUCCAAAAGCUGGUCCACCUUCAGAUAAACCUGCUCCUUCACUGCAGCAAAAGGAAGCAAAGCAGCCCCCAAUACAUCCACCCAAACCUGAGGCCUCUCCUAAGUCUGCACCACCACCGGUUCAGGCUGGAAAACCAGAGCCAGGUAGCCUUUUUGGUUUUGGUGGCCCUAAAAUACAGCCUACGGCAGCAAAACCUGCAGAGUCUGUGACAGGAAAGAUGUUUGGCUUUGGGUCAUCUUUCCUAAGCUCUGCAUCCAAUUUGAUAACCUCAGCUGUUCAAGAUGAACCUAAAACUACACCGCCUAUUCCUCGUAAGAUGUCCACCACAGAUAGAGUAUCUCCAAAGCCUACACCACCAGCUUCUCCUAAAACAUUACCUGCAAAGGAUGUCAAGGCACUUUAUGUGCAGACAACUGAGGACAAGACAACUGAGGACAAGAAAUCCGACAAACCACAGCAGACUGAAAUUCAUCCAACAGAGCAAAUCAAAUUGACCAAAUCACCACCAGAAGUCUCUAAAGUACCAGCAAAAAGGCAGGUUGCUUCAAAAGAAGAUCAGUCAAUGUGCCCUCUUUGCAAGACCAAGCUCAAUUUUGACUCCAAAGAUCCUACAAACUACAACACUUGCACAGAAUGCAAGACUACAGUAUGCAACCAGUGUGGAUUUGAUGCAAUUUCAAAUAUAUCUGAGACAAAGGAAUGGCUUUGUCUAAACUGCCAGAUGCAGAGGGCCUUGAAAGUAUCAGAAUCAACUGUAUCUCCUGUUGUAAAACAGACACCAAACAAGAUCUCACAGUCUCCUGUUGUACAGAACGAAAAGCCUACACCUAAAACCCAGAAAGAUGCCAUGAAAGCUGCAACCCCUUUGCCAACUGCUGCUUCAGCCCAGCAAGAGUCUUUUCAAAAGGAACCAGUAGUUUCAGGUUCUGACCAGCAACAACCAGAUGACAAACAACAACAACCGAAGAUUACUCAAACUACAAAACCAGAAGUAAAGCCAGAUGUGUCAAAACAAGAAGGUGAAAAAUUACAGCAACAGCCUGCAAAGUUGGACACACAGCCAGCCAAACCGACUCCACCAGUUCAGCCUACUAAGCAAGAAUCUGGAGGCUUCUUUGGCUUUGGUGGACCUAAAACACCAGCUGUGGCAGCAAAAUCUGCUGAAUCAGUGACUGGGAAGAUGUUUGGUUUUGGUUCAUCUUUUCUUAGUUCUGCAUCUACACUGAUUAACUCAGCUGUUCAGGAUGAACCUAAAACUACACCACCUACUCCAAGGAGGAUGUCCACUACAGCCCCUAACACUCCUAAAGCCACACCUCCAGUUUCUCCUAAGAUAACCUCUGCCAAGGAUACAAAAGCACCUGCUACACAGAGAUCAGAGCCCCCUCUGCAAGCUAAGCCACCACCUUUGCAAGACAAGCCUAUUCCACCACCUCCUCAGGCCAAGCCUACUCCCCUUCCUCAACAAGACAAGGCUAUUCCACCACCUUUGCAAGACAAGUUUACUCCACCACCUCCACGGACCAAGUUUACUCCACCACCCCAACGGGACAAAGCUUUUCUACCACCUCAGCAAGACAAGCCCUCUCCACCACCUCCUCAGUCCAAGCCUAUUUCAUUACCUCACCAAGUACAGCCUACUCCCCCACCUCCACAGGCCAAGCCUACUCCACCACCCCAACAGGACAAAGCUUCUCUACCAGCUCAACAAGACAAGCCCUCUAUACCAAUUCAACAAGAAAAGUCCUCUCCACCACCUCCUCAGGCCAAGCCUACUUCAUUACCUCCCCAAGUAAAGCCUACUUCACCACCUUCGCAAGACAGGCCUACUUCACCACCUCCACAGGCUAAGCCUACUCUAGCAACUAAACAAGACAAGUCUACUCCCCCACCUGAACAGACCAGACCUACUCCAUUACCACAAGAAACAUCAGAAAAGGUUUUACCAGUAUCCACAGAGGUAAACAAGGUUGCUCCCACACCAGCUGUGUCCACCUGUCCUCUUUGUAAGGUUGAACUGAAUGUGGGCUCAACAGAUGAUCCGAAUUACAACACCUGCACAGAAUGCAAAAACACUGUCUGCAACUUCUGUGGAUUUAAUCCCAUGCCCCAUACUGCAGAAAAGGAAUGGCUGUGCUUGAGCUGCCAAACUCAAAGAGCUUUGUCAGGACAGUUGGGUGACUCAAGGAAAAUGCCCGAACCUACUUAUGCACCUACCAAACCAGAAAUCCAAAUAGCAUCAGCUUCCGACAUGAAGGAGUCCAAAACUUCACCCAUAAAAGUAGGGCCUACAACUGGUGCAACAACACCAGAACUUGUACAUGCCCCUACUGAAGGAGUACAAACUGUUCCAACCACAAAACCGAAGGUAGAACCUGCCAAGAUGGAAACCCUAGCUACUGUUACUUCCAUAGCAAAUGAACUGAAAAGGAAACCCUUAGCCAGCAUGACAGAUAUUUCACCUGUUGCCCCAGAAAAUCAGUCUUUUGUAGAUUCCAUUCAAGAACCUUUCAUAACAAAGCCUGAUGUGUCAAACACCGAAGUUUCCAACAGAGAAAAUAUUAAAAACCUUACAGUGUCUGAAGUUGUUCCAGAGGAAAAAGGACAGCCAGUUCUCCCUUUACCAGAGAGCAUAAUUACAGAGAUGCAGACUUAUGAACAUAUCAAUUUGAUAGAAACAGCUUAUUCUUCACAGGAAAAACUGCAACCAUAUUUACAAGAACAGGAACUGGCAAUGGAAUCAGAACAAAUAAUAGCAGCUAGCAGCAAGGAGCUGGAUGAGAAGAUGAUUGAAAAGAUUACUGACAUCUCCUCAGCUGAAGUUUCCCAGCCACUAUUUACAGAGAGCAUCAUAAGAAAAGCUACAGGUGAAACCACUAAAGAGUCAGCAGAAAAGAGAAAAGUUCUCCCUCAAACAGAGCAAGCAACAAAUAAAAGUUUUGGAAAAGAAGAGCAUGAUGACGAUCAACCCCAGAUUGUAUCUAUACUUCAGGAAAAGCCUGAGGGGAAGGUUCAUGAUAGAGGCAAGAGUGGUCCAAGUAAUGAUCACUCUAUGCCAGAAAAGGAGGAAGUUAAACAAGAGAGAAGGCGUCUAAGUUUCCAAGCAAUGGAGGAGAGCAGUCAAAGUGAACUUACGCCUUCCUCAUCCCCUAAACUUCCAAGGACGAUCUUAAAGGUUAGCACUCUUUCGUCCAGCAGUGAGGACAAAACUGAAGGUGCUGAUUCUUCCAUAGAAGAUGAUGAGUUUAUCCGAAAGCAGAUUAUGGGUAUGGGGGAUGAGAAGGGCAUGUCUUUAUCAGAAGAUGAGAAAGACAAUAAUUUGGAAAAUGCAAAAGCUGUCAAUGAUAAAACACUUGACACUGCUUGUAUGAAAGCCGAAUCUUUGUUGAACAAGGGUGAAACAGAUGUUAACACUCAAAUCCAAACUGAAUUACCCUUAAUAAAUGUUACUAAAACUUCUCAAAAUAUUCCUGAAACAGUUCCAAAGGCUACUUUUAAGAAAGCCAUUCCUGUAAUGAGGCAGAGGCAAAGCACUGAUGAAGAAAUAGAGAGCAUCACUGAAUCCUUGUCAAAGGGUUCAUCAAGUGUUCAAGCAUCAAGCAUGACUCCAGGGUCUUCACCUACAUCAGUUUCAUCUUUGGAGGAGGAUAGUGAUAGUAGUCCUUGUAAAAAGAAAGUUAGCGGGCAAAGACAGCAUCGCAAAGGUAGACACAAGCAGCCUACUCAGCCUCUCCCUACUAUGGAAAACUCCUCUGAUGAAGACAAGACAAAUACACAUGAAAAACGUCGGUCUUCACCUAGUGAUUUGUCCUCUACAGAAGAUCUUAGGCUGGUUACUGUCAUCGAUGAAGGCCAUAAAACAUCUGGUUCAGAGUACUCUGCCAGUAUCGAAUCUGAACCAGAGAUUAAGAGAGCUGUACAAAGAGGACGCAAACCUUCACCAACAGUCAUACCUUACACCCCAUCUGAUCAAUUUGAAGAAAGAGACACAGUAGCAAAAUCUUUGAAGAGUGCUGAAGAAACAUAUGAGGAAAUUAUUCAGAGAACAAAAGCUAUUCCAGGAGAAAGUCCCCCUGAUAUUGAGCCACUUUAUGGAGGAUUGGCAAUAGAGGACUAUCUAUAUGAAUCUUUAGUGGAUGAGUCAGAAAUGAUAAUUAGUGAAUCUCAGGAAGAAGAAAUCCAAUUAAACACUGCUUCUCGAUCUCUCAAAAAGCUCAGGUCCCCAGAAGAGGUUUAUGAGGAGAUGAUGCAGAAAAAAAGGGAACUGAUGAUGAUAGAGCAGGAAUUUCAACAGGCCUGGACAGCAAUGGAUUCUUCCUCAUUAGAGGCUUUGGUCCACGAGCUUCCUGUUGAGGCAGAAACCUGUGUGGUGACCAUAUCUACUGAUGAUAUCCUACCUACUGAAGAUAUGCUGAUCACUGAACAAAAUGAUUUGCCUCCUUCAGAUAUGGAUACCUUAAGUGAACUAACGGUGAGGAGAAAGAAACGUCCAGCACCCCCACGCCCCUCUGAGCCCCCUAGGCGCACCGAGAUAACAGUUGUUCCCAGUACUCCCAGUGGAUCCAUAACUUUUGUUAGGCCUAUGGUUCCUCAAGAUCCUGCGCUCAGAAAGGCACUGUUCCCAAUACCAGACCUUAAGAUUACUCAGUGCUCAUCUGGUGAAGAAGAGGAUGAUAGUCUUGCAGAUGAAUAUGCCAUAGGUAUUUCCUCUGACAUUACCCCCAGUGAUGACUCUGAAACUAAGGAGGAUCGGUCCAUAAGUCCAUCUUUGUAUGAAACCAAUGAGAUGGAGCCUAUAUGUGUCAUUUGUGAAAUACCAGAGCCAAAACCAAUUCCAACUCCAAUAUCAGCUCCAGAACUAACAACUACACCCUCUCCUGUUUCACCAGUUUCACCUCCAACUUCACCAACUUCUCCAGAGUCUAGUUUGGCUUCGAAUGUGUCAUCAUCAUUCUCAUAUCAGGCUCGAACACCGGUUUCAUCUGAUUCAACUCCACUGUCCAUCCAAACACCUCCUACUUUAAUAAAAGAAAAGUCAGUUGAAGAAACCUUAUUGCCAUUGUCUACCACAUUUGAAGCAGUACCAUCAAGUGAAACAUUAAUUCCUCAUCCUGCUUCAGCCACUGUUAUAGUUACAAUUCCAGAUUUGGUAUCUGAUCCAUCCAAAAUUCAAAUAUCUGAGGACCUACAAAGAAUGUCUUCUACAGAAAAAAGUCCAACUCCACCCCUAUUUGAGACUUCCUCUGCAGUAACUCCUAAUGUCCAAAUACCACACUUAGUUUCCUCUCCAUUGCAAGUACCAAUUAAAGUUCCAGCUGUUUUACAAGUCUCAGCACCAAGUCCAGCACCUGUUGUAAUCUCAGCUCAGCCUAUAGCCCAAGUCUCAGCUACAGCUACUGUUAUCACAACCUCGGCUUCAACAAAUGAUCUCUCAGCUCCAAUUAUUUUACAAACACCACAACCAAUCUCAGCCCUUAUGACUACCCCGGCACAAGCCCAAUCCAAAGUAGUACAUUCAGUCCCGGUACAAUCAUCUGUUCCAUUGAUGAGGACAGUGGUAGUCCCAGCAAAAGGUCAACAUGAACAGGGAACUAUAUCAUCUCUGGCAUCAACUACUAUUGUCAAAAAGAAAGUCCCUCCACCUCCCCCUCCUCGAUCUACUUCAGUUUCAUUUCCCGAGACUCCCACUGAAAUGCCUUUUGUAAAGACUGUCAUGCCAUCUGCAACAGCUAUUGCACCCACAGUAACUGCCCACCCAAUGCAAUCCGUAGUUGUAGAUAUACAGCCAAGAAUGGAAGUUGCACAAUCAGGUUGUGCAUCUGUUCCUCAAGUUUUGACCCCAACCAGACAGGGCCAUGUAGUCAUCAUUGUGUCAAGUAUGGAAAACAUACCUCUACUUGAACAAACCAAACAGGAUGAAGAUGACGCAGAGCCAAAAGUUGUUUCUCAUGCAUGUGGUAGUCAACCAACUACAAAUGAUACACCCUGUACAGGCACAGCGGUGCAAGUGCUUUCAUCUCCACCACUUCCACUUAAACCUACAGGGACAAACACUGUACUAAGUGUAGAAGUACCUCCUGUUGUAGACUCAACUCUGUCACCUCUACCUGCUUUAUCCAAAUCAGCUGGAAGCUCUGUUUCCACUCUAGUCACAAACACUAUAGCAACAGUUGCCCCUGUUUCUGUAACCGUUUCUAGUCCUAGUCAUCCCGCUAGGCCUCCCCCGCCCAUACCACCCAAGCCUAUGUCAAUUCCAGCUGGAUUGGUUUUCACCCACAAGCCAGGAGAGAAUAUCAAGCCACCUCCUCCUCCUGUGGCACCCAAAGCAGCAACACUGCCCAGAAUGAAGGAACCUCCAAAAGCCCUGCCACUUAGCCUUGCAAGACCGUUGGAGUCUAAAUUGGGUAUAACAUCUCCCAAGUCACCUGUGUCCCCUAGACAUGCCAAAUGUUUACAAACAUAUGUGGUGAUUACCUUACCAUCUGAGCCUGGCUCUCCAACAGAGACAAUAACAGUUCAAGCACCUGUGAGGCGAGGAUCCAUUCCGUCUUCUACAGCAUUAGGCAUCCAAACUACACUACCAGAGCAGAAAACACCAACUGAGGUUUUUUCAGCACAUGUCACAGUUAGGAGGGCAUCUGUACCUACUGUAAAGCAUCCACCUCCAAUUUUCAAAGCAUCAACUGUGGUGGCAGAGCAAGUGAAAACCUCUGAGGUGGUAACUGCCAAGGUACGAGCAGAGGAAGAAUCUGUGCCCUCUGCUGUACAACCAUUACGUUCUGUUGCUGAUGUGAUAACAGUAUCAUCAGAUCAAGAAUCCUGCAUUAUGGCAUAUGCUAUAGCACCUUCAAUCAAGAAACCACAUGUGACACAACAAGAGUCAAUUACUCAGCCCCAUGCACCUUUUGAACCAACUUCAGAACUAAUUCCAAAACCCACAGAGCCAAAGGCUUAUCUGAUUCUGACAGACCAAUCCAUAGUAAGUGAGCAAUCUGCAUCAUCUGUGUCUCAGCAGCCAUGUGCAGUUACAGAAGUGGGAACAGUUUUUCCAGUAAAAGAACUAGAAGAGCCAAUUCUUCAAUCAACCAAACCAAUUGCAACUGUGCAACCAGGGUGUCUAGGGGAAGCUAUAGUUGUGUCACAGGAGCCUAGGCUCGUAGAAGUAGUUGUCCAUGGUAGACGACCUACAGUACACUCAAUUGUUGAUGAUCAGCAAGCUUUAUCGCAAAUAGAUGUGCAAGGUAUAGGACACACAGAAAAAGAUAUAGGUAAUCAUGCCACAGGGGCAGUUCUGAUAGGAUCAACAAUACCAGACAAGCAUCAUGAAAUUGCAGCUCAGGAGCCAGACACAGCAAUUGAAGUUGUUGUUCAUUCUAAAGAAGAAGACAUACCUGGGGGUUUAAAAGAUGCAUACUCCUUUGCUGAACUCAUAUUAAUGCAACAAACUGAUCAGCCUUUAGAAAAUAUGGCCAUGGUAACAGAACAGCUAUUCACACUCCAGCCAAAUCUGGCGGCUGAAGACAUUACACUCCCUGCAAAGUUUGAAUACCCCACCGAGGUUGUUACAACUGACCCUGGUGCUAGGUUACCUGAGAUUGCUGUAGUAUCUCCUGUACUUCAUCCUCCCACUGUUGCUGUGCUUGUGACACCAGCAUCGGAAGUGUCUGAGGUAAUGCCACUACCUACAGUUGCUGAAACUGUAACUAUCACAAGUGACUAUCCAGCAGAGACACAUCUUGUGAAAGGAAUUCAACAAGUUUCAACACACCCAGAUAUUUGUUAUACUGUCCAGCGGUAUGGAACAAUUGCAACAAUGUCUCCUCCUGUGACAUCACUGGAGAAAAUACCAUUGCAGCCUGGUCAUGAAACACUUACAAGGUUCAUAUCAAAGGAUUUUGAUGAUAGAAUAGGUUUCAUGCCCUCAUCAGAGAUACAACACCAUAGACUUGCCGAGUUCCCAGUCAUAACAGCUGAGGAGACCACCUUUAGAAGGAGAUCAUCUGUAUCAUCCACAGUACAAGCACCAUACACAUCUAAUGAUUUAUUUACAAUUCCUGCGGAGUUUGAAAUGCCUGCUCAGGUGCUUACAGCUGAGUCCUUUCCUGCUGCCAGACAAGAAUCCAUAACCAUGCAACAGCCACAGCAGUUUGCACAAAUAAUUAACAUGCCAGCUGAAAAGGAUGUUUCAGUAGGUGGUUAUGAAGCUGAGGUCCCUUACAGGAGGGAGGCCAUACCAUUAACAGAACAGCAACCAGAAACCUUGACUUAUUCAUCUGAAUAUGAUCAUCCACUGGAGGCAAUAACCCCAGAGGCACACACCAAAAGAAGCUCCACACUCUCUGCACAAGACAUUCAACAGAGUGUAUCUGUGGCUCCAGUCACCAUCACCAAAAUUCAACAAGAGUCAAUUGAGAGUCAAGAGAUAAGAGGACCAGAAAAGGUGGUAUCUAGUAUGAGUCACAUGUUUUCGUCUUCAAUUUCUACCUCAGGUCAGCCUCCUGAAAACCUAUCUAGUCGGGUCACUCAAGUUGUCACCACUGAAGUGCAACGGACCACUGUUUCUGUUGUCCACGAAAGACUUCAACAAGUUCCUCCACAAAGCAUAGCAAUCACUAUACAACCAGACAUAGCAAAAGUUCAACCAUUGCCUAAACAAAAUGGCAGGAUUAUUUAUCCUGGUGAUGUUAUUGAUUUACGUAUGAUCAAGUCUGGCAUAAAAAUGACAGAGCAAGGCAUGGACCUGACGCCACCAGAAUCAUGUCGUCAGUCUGUUUCUAGUGAUUCAACUGGACGUCAUAUUACUGCAGUGCAGCCUGAGAUUGUAAAUCUUAGUGCAGAAUUCACCCCUACAACAACACUGUCUGUUGUUACUGACAGCAUCACAAUAGUUACAUGUACAGCAACCAUUGCUUCAUAUAAUAACACUCCAGCAGAAAAACCACUUGAUUUACAGGGCCCUGUUGCUUCACUGCCCUUGCCUCUCACUACAUCCACACACAAACCAUUUGAACCACUCACACAAAUAGUCUACAAACCUGUAAAGGCCCAGCCUGUAUUCACUGACGUAGUAUCUAUGGUUCAAGACAUACCCAUUAAUCUUUCCUUUGAAGCUCUUGUCUCCUCCGGAGGAAAAAAGCCAUUGACUUCAGCUCCCACACUUAUCAGCAAUGUAGGUCCUGUUGUAUCUCUUGAGGCUACAAGAGCCAUGGAUUUGUCAAACUAUAAACCAGUGAGGGCAAUGGUAGCAUUGUCUGAGACAGGCCCAGGAGUGGUGACCUCUGUUGUGGAGGAUGAUGGGGUUCCAGUUGACCUUACUGCUGGCAGAAGGAGCAUCUGCUGUGAUGUAAUUUACAAGCUACCAUUUACUGGAAGUUGCAGAACACAACCUCCAGUAACAACACAACCUGACAACAGUUUUGGAUUCAAAGAUCAUGCGGGACUGUAUAAUAUUAAAGGGACUAAUGGGAUGAAAGCAUCAUUGUCUGAGACCAAUCUGACAAAUACAGGACUGUCCCUCUAUGAUCUCAAAAAUGACUACUUCGGUGGAUCUUUUGAUACAGCUAUUGACCUAACUGCUGCAAAACUUUCAGCUGGUGAAGCACUAGACUAUACUAGCAAAACAAACAGCGUCUACUCUGCAAUGAAUGCUGCCCCAUACUCCCAGGUUCCAGCUGCUGGAUUUGGUGUAAAUAGUGCUUUAAGAACCUCAGAUGGAAUAGUUUAUUCUUCAGUUGCUGCACCAGUUCCAUCCACAUAUGCAAUAACAACUCAACCAGGCUCCAUCUUCAGUACUACUUUGACACCUACAUUAACUGUGCAGGAUCAGUCCUUAUUGCAUGCAUAUGGCUUUGUUCCUACAACAGACCCAGGAAAGAUUGUUCCUUUUGAGGCGGAGCUAUCUAAAGAGUUUUUUCCUACAGCUUUAGCUGACCUCAUAACUGGCUACCCAGAAAUGUACUCCGACACCACCCUGGAAGCAAUCGCUGCUUCUUUAGAUGCUCUAACUUCUUCACCAAUAUUCCCUGGCUUAGACAACUCCAAGAUGGCACAGUAUCAGAUGGAAAGGGAGUUUUUAGAGUUAGAGAAGCUCAAGCAGUUAUGUCUUGCUGAAGAGCUGGAGUGGGAAAGACAAGAAAUCCAGCGCUACAGAGAACAGGAGCAACUAAUGGUGCAAAGGGAACUUGAAGAACUUCAAGCUCUGAAACAACAGCUUCUUCUUCAGCAAGAAGAGGAGCAUCAUGCCCACAUGGUGGCCCAGCAGGAGACCUAUGCUCAACAGAAAGAGCAGCUGCAGCAAAUCCAACAACUCCAACUUCAACUCCAGCAGCAGCUAGAUGAGCACUACAGCAGUACUGGGAUGACAGGAAACCUUUUAGAAGCUAAGUAUGCUGGAGUAGGGGACAGUGGUCAGUAUUGGCCUGUGAAAGAUGAGCCUGUACUUCCAUCUACAGGAGCACAAACAGAACAUCAUGAGCAGCUUAACAUAGUAAAGCUUCAAGCUGACAAGGAUCUAGGUAAAAAAAUCCUAGACAGUGGUGUACAAACAGAUGAUGAAGACUCUGCAGAAAAGCAGCACAUGGGAAAGAAAAAGAAAACUAAAAGAAACCUUGAUAGCUUAGUUCAGUCUGAUGAUGAAGAUCAAGAUGAGUGGGAUGCUCCCGCCAAAGUUCGACGCCGUUCUCGAAAGCAUAGUGGUGAUGGGAAACACGGCUCUAAGGUGUCUAGCAUUGCCAUCCAGACAGUAGCAGAAAUUUCUGUGCAGACUGACCACUCGGGAAGUAUCAAGCGACCCAACGUCCAAAUGGACACAAAGAUAGAAAUCAUUAAGCACAUAUCAGCUCCAGAAAACUCUCAAAGAGGUAGCAGUCUGAGCUGUCAGACAGACACAGACAGAGGGCAUUCACCUGUUGAGGUUGGAUAUAGCAUGCAACUAACGGCAGAUGUCCCCUAUAAAGCUAAAGUGCUCUACAGCCAAGUCUCUCCCCUAUCACCAGAGAAGUCAUAUGGAGGGCAGAGAAUGCUAACUGCUGACCCAAACAGAUUCUCCUCUGGCCCUCGGAGUUUAAAGGUUGGCCAGAAGUCUCUGUCGGAUCCUAAAUCUCUUAGUCCUUCAACUGAUAACAGAAUUGGGGGAUACUAUGCAGACAGCUAUUCUGGCCGAAGCUCUUCAUCUAGUAGUGGUAAGAAGGUAAAGCGAACCCUCCCGGACCCCCCUAAUGAGGAUGAUUCUUUGGCAGGAAGAUCAGGCUAUAGCACCAACUCUGCCCGUCGUCGUCUUGCCCGCAGCACAACGAUGGCCCGGGCAAAGAUUCUGCGGGACAUAGAUAAGGAGCUUGAUCUAGUGGAGAGAGAGUCUUCUAAACUGCGAAAAAAGCAAGCUGAGCUUGAUGAAGAAGAAAAGGAAAUUGAUGCCAAGUUGCGGUAUCUGGAGAUGGGUAUAAACCGCCGCAAAGAGGUCUUGCUAAAGGAAAGAGAAAAGAGAGAAAGAGCCUAUCUCCAAGGGGUGGCUGAGGAAAGAGACUACAUGUCAGAUAGUGAGGUUGGCAACUUAAGAGAAACCCAGGGGGAAGGCCUGGAGAGACCACGGACCGCUCCUCAGUCAGAAUUUGAUCAAUUCGUCCCUCCCCAAACUGAAGCUGAUUCCCAAUACAACACCCUUACAAGCCCCUACUCUCAAUAUGGUCAGUAUGUUCCUCAGACCCAAACUACAAGCCAUUACACCCAGCAAAAUCUAUAUCAGCAGCAGUCCCUAUACCAUCCUCAGGUAUCUCCUUACCAAACACUAUCACUUUCCCAUGCUCAGGCCCAGCCUAGCAGCUACCAACAUGCUUUGCUUUUGCAACAGGGAAAGCAGCGUCAAACUACCUUGUCUGAUUUAGAGCCCAAAAUUACCACAAACUAUGAGGUGAUACGCAACCAACCUCUGCUCAUUGUACCAACAUCUACAGAAAGUGGCUAUGGGGUUGCUCACAUGGGGGGCAAGUAUGGCAACUUAGAUUUAAGGUUAGAGGAGAGAAGCAUGGCCUCCAGUCCACUGUCAAGUAUUUCUGCUGAUUCCUUCUAUGCUGAUAUUGACCAUCACAAUGCCAGGAACUAUGUGCUUAUAGAGGACAUAGGAGAGCUCACCAAGGCAUCAACAGGACUUGGAAGUUCUGGCAUGGGUUCUGGAUUUAAUCUGCCUGAUAAAGAGUUAUCAAAAGCAGACAGACUACUCAGGGCGGCAGAAGCGAGGCGUACAGCAGAGGUGGCCGAAUUUUUGGGCUCAUCACGCUAUGGUAAAGGAGAAGAUGACACUAUGGAGGAGCCCUAUGAACUGAAAUUACUGAAACAGCAAAUCAAGCAAGAGUUCAGGCGUGGAACUGAGGGGCUUGAACACUUAACAAGCCUUGGCCUUUCCCAGUAUCUCUCGAGUGAUAGUAGUUUUCGCCACUUCCCUAAAGGGGAGAAAUAUAGCAUUGGAAGACUCACUCUUGAAAAGCAGGCUGCAAAGAAUCUUCCCGCUGCUAUGCUUUACCAGAAACAGAUGAAGAACAAAAAGGCUUUGUUAGACUCCAAGGCCAUCACAAAAUUUUCCCCAAUUCAGGAGAAUAGGGACCUUGAGCCUGAAUUUGGUAGCUACAUGGGAUCUGGGGCUUCCUCAGUUUCUAGUCUAGCAGUUAGGGCAAGGUUACUUCAGGACGAAAUUACAUUUGGGUUAAGGAAAAACUUGUCUGAGCAGCAAAAAUAUUUGGGGUCUUCUUUAGGAGCCAACCUUUCUGGUUCUCUUAACCUCGGCCAGUCUCUCAGCUUAGGAUCCACUUUCAGAGGCACCACUCAGGAGGAUGGCACAUAUCCAAGUGGCACUCGUUCCCGUCCCUCUUCACGCCCCUCUUCCCGACCAUCUUCUAUAUAUGGUUUAGAUCUGUCCAUCAAAAGGGAUCUGUCUAGUUCCUCACUCAGACUUAAGACAGAGGGGGAGGUCCUGGACGCAGCAUUUGCUCCUGGAGUCUCUAGAGCAAAACCUACUAGUUUGCCUAUCAGCCAAAGCCGGGGCCGUAUCCCCAUUGUGGCUCAGAACUCCGAGGAGGAAAGUCCUCUGAGCCCAGUGGGGCAGCCUAUGGGUAUGGCUAGAGCUUCUGCUGGUCCUCUGCCUCCCAUUUCUGCUGACUCCAGGGAUCAAUUUGGGUCUAGUCAUUCCUUGCCAGAAGUCCAACAGCAUAUGAGGGAGGAAUCUCGAACACGCGGCUAUGAUAGAGACAUCGCAUUCAUCAUGGAUGAUCUGCAAGGUGCCAUGUCUGACAGCGAAGUGCUAAGUGAGUCCAUGCUGGCUUUAAAAAGAGGUGAUGCCAGAAUCAUUCAUGAAAGUAUCAGACACGCCGGAGGCCCAAACUGGAAUAUAGAAGCCUACCACCUGCGUAGAGAGGACACAGAUUGGUUUGAUAAGCCAAGAGAAGGGCAGCCUCAGAGUGGACACAUGUCGGAUAGGAGACAGAUGAAAUUGGUUCCUUACACCUUCCCUCACACUCGCAUCAAGAUCAAAAGAGACAUGACAGACACCAGCGUCUCAGGCAAUGGACUUGGGGUCCGUGUGGUGGGCGGUAAGGAGAUUCCAGGCAGCCGUGGUGAGAUUGGAACCUACAUUGCCAAGGUCAUUCCUGGAGGCAUGGUGGAACAAACAGGAAAAAUUGUUGAGGGCAUGCAGGUGUUGGAGUGGAAUGGAGUUCCUCUAACAGGGAAGACGUACGAAGAAGUUCAGUGCAUUAUGGGCAAACCUUGUAUAGAGGCGGAGCUCUGUGUGAGACUUGACCUUAAUAUGAUGUCUGACCCUGAGCACCCACAGGCUCUGGAGCACCAGGUCCAGCUUAAGGCUGCAGGUGGCCAGCGAUCGCCUGGUGUGGAUCCUAAUCAGUUAGCUGCAGAGCUCCAGAAGGUGUCCCAGCAGCAAGCUCCUGGCAUAGCGGGAACAGGACCGGGGGGUUUGGGGAUCCUCUCUGCACUGGAACAUUCUGCUCUCUUUCACUCUGGCCCCGGGUCAGCAGCCUCCAGUGGGGUCCCAAGUCCUGGCCAGCCGGCAUCCCCUGCCAUCAACAAGAAACAGCGACACAAGCCUAUAGAGGUCAUGAAAACGCCUCAUCCUAUCACUGGAGAAAUUCAGCUCCAGAUUAACUAUGAUAGAAAUCUGGGAAACCUGAUUGUUCACGUCCUGCAGGCAAGAAACUUGGCCGCUCGAGACAAUGACGGUUAUUCUGACCCUUUUGUGAAGGUCUACCUUUUACCAGGGAGAGGCCAAGUCAUGGUUGUCCAGAAUGCAAGUGCUGAUAACAGGAGAAGAACCAAGUAUGCCCAGAAGACAACAAACCCAGAAUGGAACCAGACUGUCAUCUACAAGAACAUCCAUUUGGAGCAGUUAAAGAAAAAAACAUUGGAGGUAACAGUGUGGGACUAUGACAGAUCCUCCUCCAAUGACUUUCUUGGAGAAGUUCUGAUUGACUUGUCAAACACAUCUCAGCUGGACAACACUCCCCGCUGGCUGACUUUGAAGGAACAGAGUGAAAGCAUUGAACACAGCAAAACUCAGCAUGCCACUCAAGCCCCACCAGGAUCUGGGUCAGGACAGGGUCAUGGUCAGGGACAUAGCACAGGCCAGGGUCAUAUGUCUGGGUCUGGACAGGGACAUGGAAUGGGACAGGGUCAAGCACCAGGACAGGGAGGUCAGAGUCAUGAUUCACCUAAAAACUCUGUGAUCAAGAGCAGAAGCCAUGGAAUCUUCCCCGAUCCAGCCAAAGACAUGCAAAUGUUACCUUUGGAAAAGUCUCACAGCAGCCCAGGCAGCUCCAAGUCUUCCUCUGAUGGCCAACUGCGUUCCCAUGGCCCUUCCCGAAGCCAAAGCAAGAGUAGUGUCACUCAGGCUCAUCUUGAAGAUGCUGGGAUAGCCAUUGCUGCCGCAGAGGCUGCCGUGCAGCAGUCCCGCCUACAACCAAGACCGGGGCACCGACUGGGUGAUGUCUCAGGGUCAGUGGUGCUAUCGGCCCCAAGUCUUGUUGGAGACGCCUACAGUGGUCUGGACGGGGAUGAAGGGGUGGGCAUUGGAGUGGACAGUGCCAUUUUUCAAGUGCCACGAAUUGGUAAGACUAUCCCUAACGGUACCGACAAAAACCAACAAAUUACUCCAGAAAAUGAAGGUGGUAAAACCCAAGUAAUAGGGGAAAUUAAGGUUGCUCUUAAGAAGGAGGUGAAGACAGAGGGAGACCAGCUGGUUCUAGAAAUCCUUCAGUGCAGAAAUAUCACUUAUAAGUUUAAAAGCCCGGACCACCUGCCAGACCUGUAUGUCAAGUUGUAUGUGGUGAAUGUAGCCACUCAGAAGAGGAUCAUCAAGAAGAAGACCAGAGUUUGUCGCCAUGACCGGGAACCUUCCUUUAAUGAGACCUUCAGAUUUCCUCUCAACCCAACGGGACAUUCCAUACAGCUUUUCUUGGUUUCCAACGGUGGGAAGUUUGUGAAGAAGACCUUGAUAGGGGAAGCCUACAUCUGGCUUGACAAGGUGGACAUGAGGAAGAGAGUGGUCAGCUGGCACAAACUGUUCGUCAGCUCCAACUUGACUAACCCUUGAGUGCCACGCGAUAAGAAGCUAAAGAUACAUUAAGAGAUAUCAUAGGCCAAAGGAAAAAAAGAAGACAAAGAAGUAACAUUACAGAAAUGUUAAUAAAAAUUAUCAGUGUUGAGUUUAAAGAUCAUUAGAAGAUGGGGAACUAUGUGACGAUAACAUUGCAUGUCUUGUAAGUCCAACACUGCCAGCGCACGUUUCCCUCUUUUUAUGUCAGUUCUCUAAUAUGCUUUGCUUAGAUGCAAACAUGCAAAGACAGUUACUGACAAAUAUUCCACUGCAAUAUGGCUUAGGACAAUAGGACAAUUAUGUUUUUGAUAUCAUAGUUCCAUUGUAUGAUCCAUAAUUAUAAUUUUGAUAUUGCACGAGAGAACUUAACCAACUAACCAAGGAAAACAUUUUAAAAUUAGAAUAAAUAAACGUAUGUAAUUCUUAUGAGAGUUUGCAGACAUCAGUGGUGAUUAUUUAUAUUUAAAGAUAAAGGAAUGCAUAGCAAUUUUUGUAGAGAACUUCCAAUUUAUGUCAAUGCAGAAAAAAACAUCAGAUUGUUGAACUUUUGCAGUGGGAUGAAGAUUAAAUGUACAGUACUUCUGUACUUCUAACAUUUCUGUUGUCCCACAUGCAAGUUACUGAGCAUAUCAAACAAUUGUACAGUGUGAUAUAUAUAUAUAUAUAUAUAUAUAUAUAUAUAUAUAUAUAUAUAUAUAUAUAUAUAUGAAACAAUAAAAUUAGCAUAUGCAGAAUAUAACAAAAUACAAUAUAGAGUAUAAGAGUUGUUCUCUUGUCACUAGAUUAUACAUAAAUUAAUACCAACAAAAGUUCUAGGUCGAGGCAGUGGGUAGCGCACUGACAAUCCAGUAAUCUAAUGUAUAAGCAGUCCUUAUAACUUUAGGUGAAUGUGGACCUAUGUGAGUUCAAGGUUGGCCAUAUUGUCACACUGAUGCACCUCUUUGUUGAACAGGCCUGCAAUCAUGGGUUGAGCCAACACCACCGGACAGAUUAUUAUAACACAAGCAUCGUAUUUAGGGGGAGACUUACUAGAAAAAUGAACAGCAUCUUGCACAUGCUGUGUUGAAUGUAACAAAUGUUACAGCUGUUCAGAAUGACAGACGUUUACACAUCUGUGUCAUUUGUGAAACAUUUUACUUUUAGGUUGUAGUUUUUUCCUCUGUGUAACUCCCUUCAUGUUAUCACUCUGUUGCUAUGGACAUGUAAUUCAGAGACGUUGUGUCAAAACCUUAUGUAAAUCCAAAAGCUCUGUGACUGCUCUGCUGUCUGUGUGUUAGUAAAGCCCUUUGGUUUUGGUUUUACAUGAAAAUAAUUUCAAAAUGUAGAUAAAAAAGUCAAAUGCUCCUCUGUGUCUGUUCUUGUAAAACAAUAAAAUGUUUUGUCUCAGUGACUCCUGUUAAACACAGUGGACCAGCAUUUUUCACUGCCUGUGAUCAAAAUAUUUUCUCAGGCAUGAUAAGGGUCAGAGGAACACAUGGGACUAAGUCUUAGUACUCAUGUGUAUGCAGGGGACCCAUGUAUGUACGUUCUUGUUCAUCUUUUAACAGUUUGUGAACACAUCAAUCAGAAAAGAAGAUACAAUUUAAAAAAUCCAGGAGAAUCACAGUCAGUGUGUUUAAUUUCAAAACAGGGCUGAUACAGCUUUUAAUCAACAAACACACAAAGAGCAAGAUGUCACUCAUACCCUAUAGUGCAGCGCAGAAGAUACUUCAAGUGGUAAAUAAUUUGUGGUGCCAUUUAUUUCCUUAUUUAUGUGUUAAAUGUAUUUCUAUAUUUAUGAUAUUGUUUUUACUUUUAUUCCCAGACCCAUUUGUUGUUUUAAGGUAAUUCUAUGCAAAAUAUAUAUUUGAAAGCCUUUGUGUUAAAGUAUGUGAACAUGUCGUCACACAAUGUCUUCUAGAAAAGUAAUUAUGAUUUGUACAUUUGGUGAGAGAAUAAUAUUAAAUAUCUUUAUUUUGUACUUAUUUUAGUAUAUAUUGAUGUUAACCGCUGUUAACAUCUACAUGGAGCUUGUGCACUUUAUUACAAUGUUUGUUUUCUUGUCUCAUUUGAAUCGCCGGGACAUUCCAAGUUACAUGGUUUGUGUCUCUGCACUAAAAAUUAAAUGAGUCACAGUGUAUUUGGUGGCAGGAACUAUUGUGGUGUACAUUUUGUAUCUAUGUGGCAAAAGAUAAACAUACAAACAUGUUGGGGUUCCCUAAAAGGGAUGCACAAUAUUCAGUGAAAUCAAUUACUCCAUGCUCAUAGUGUACUGAACAGUCUAUGUACACAGUGCAGUAAGUAAGACCUCAUCUUAUUGCCCAGUCAUGACUGUCAAAACCUCUCGUAUUUCAUUAGACUUCCUUCUGAAAACUGUUUGUUUAGAUCAGCUGUUGCCUGUAAUUGUGAACCUAUUCAUUUGUUGUUGUCCUGAGGGGUGUGAAUGUGCUCAAGUUGUUUGACAUGUGUACAUAAAGUGUUUAUUUUCUACAAUGACUGAAUGUUUAUAUGUCCGAGGUUUGAGCAUGUGAGUGUUAAAAAAUAAAUAAAUCUCAUUCACAGAACAGUUGUAAUUGUACAGCAAUGGGUGUCUAGGGUUCUAUAAGGGGAGCUGAGACUUUAACAAAACAUGUGCUGUCCACUGAUGAACAUUAGUGAACAUUAGUGAAAUGAUAUCGUCUAACCUGCAGAAACAACUUAAAAGGUGGGAAAAAAGAAUAUGUUCAACUUAAGUAGUUGUCUGGAACUUUUUGUUUUGGAUGUUGCAUGUUCUGUUAACGGUUUGUCUGUAUAUUUUGCUUUCAAAUUAUGUUUAAAAAGAGAGAAAAUAUGUAUAGAUUUAUCUGUAUGCUGAGUGUAAAGAAAUAUGCUUGUACAAUUGUCUUGUUUUUCACUCUGUGUAAAAACAAAGCAUAUACUGUUAUGGUUUUGUGGUUGUACACAGGGUGUGUGAAGAUAUGCAAAUUGUGCUGUAAAAAACAUGUCCCUUGAGUUAAAAGAAUAAAUAUUAAGAGCUAUAUUGCAAA
Molecule: messenger RNA, 25811 nt
Organism: Girardinichthys multiradiatus
Lineage: Eukaryota; Metazoa; Chordata; Actinopteri; Cyprinodontiformes; Goodeidae
Gene: pclob
Product: piccolo presynaptic cytomatrix protein b
Exons: 36
Coding region: 1-22803 (7600 amino acids)
Biological process (GO): protein localization to synapse; presynaptic active zone assembly
Cellular component (GO): GABA-ergic synapse; glutamatergic synapse; axon
Molecular function (GO): metal ion binding; protein binding; structural constituent of presynaptic active zone
Source: RefSeq, a predicted model, not a curated record